Messenger RNA from Aspergillus melleus, 1565 nucleotides. RefSeq lists its product as uncharacterized. The record is from RefSeq and is a predicted model, not a curated record. Lineage: Eukaryota; Fungi; Ascomycota; Eurotiomycetes; Eurotiales; Aspergillaceae. The transcript has a single exon. The coding region runs from base 210 to 1565 and encodes 451 amino acids.
UUUCCUAGGUUCUUCUCUCUACCCAGUUUGAUCUUUCCAAGCAGUGGCUUCCACACACAACAGUAUGUCCACCAUCCAGGAAGCUGAAUGGCUUCAUUUAAAAAUGGGAACUCUCCCUGUAUGCCAGUGGAAUCUCCCACAUCAACUUCCAUCUUCUGCUUUCGAAAAUCCAAAGAUACACAGUCCGACAUCGUCUAUAAAUACCCAUCAUGCAGCCUGCUCAGAUUUAUCUUUCCUGCAAGGCGAAUGCGGCUCGCAACAGCUUCUCCAACGUCUCUGUCGUGAGAAUCCCUUUCGCGGGCAUAACAUCUUCAAAAAUCCCGGAUCAAUCUGCCCGAAUAACCAUCAAACCUACCCCUCUGAUCGACGCCUCCACUGUCCACAAGAUGGCGGAGCCAAAGCCAUCUCGUUCGCUGACCCAUGCUACCAACACCGAGGGAGGGGAGGAGGAGGAGGAGGAGGAGGAGGAGGAGAAGUGCGACUCUGACUUGGAAUGGGGAGAUGAAGUCGUCGCUCGCGGUUAUUAUCGCAACGCUGCAAACCUUGAGGAAUACGGUUUUCGUCCAGUAUGGUGGGAAGGGGAAUACCCGUAUGACGAGAUUCCCGAUGACAUCAAAGAGUAUUUGAACGAGGACGGAAAGGCCGAUAACCUGACGUUGAUCGGUCCCCUCCGAAGCAUCGCCUGGUUAGCUGGGAUUGAUGAGCUCGUGGAAGCAAUCGACAGUCCCGCAUACACCAUCGAAGACAGAAUAGAGGUGAUUCCUUUCGGCUGCACCCUGAGAUGGCCACUCCGUCAGUUAGACGAGGAGGGGUUGAUUUCAGCACGGAUCUUGGAACAGGCCUAUGCAGACACAUGCCACUUCGAUUCCUGGCGGUAUGGACGCUGGAGACCUUGCCGAUCUCGCGGAGUGAAGGAUGAAUGCCCAGCAGGUGUUGGUGACAGUCCCGCCUUGUUGCCCCUCAAGGAGAUCACGAGACAGAAUCGUGUGGAGGGGGUUUCUGGCAGUAUCAUGUGCAUGAAAGUCAAAAACAACCAUAAGGGGCCUGAAUCUCUCGAGAGAUUGAUCCGCCGGCAGGCUGAAGGUCUCUUGGGGUCGGGAAGGCUCUGGUUCCGGGGUUUGAGCAUGAAGGCCUUGAGAUCAACUCUCGCUUUUUUCAUCCCACAAGUGAGCUCGAAUCAUUAUGAUAACGAGUUUGGACCGGGAUUCUACACUUCGGAUGGCCUAGAGGCCGCCUUGAAUUACAUCCAAAAAGGUUCUGGGGCGGUUAUGGUCUUCAAAAACCCUGACCUACUGGAUGCCACUGUUUGGCAUCUUGAAGCUGGAAACCUGGAGGCUUGGGUGGCUAGAUGGACAUCUCCUACAAUGGGUGAGGUCAACAAGGAUGCUCCGCCAGAGUAUAGAUCUGCCGAUUUUAUCAAGGGCCCACUCGGCAAGAGGAACGAUAAUCAUCGGGGCAAACGUGAGCAGUGGAAAAGUUACGCCCAGCUGGUUGCGGUCAGCUACAAAGGCUGCCAGAUCUUGGCCAAUGCCCUGUUCAUGAUUAUCUUUGUUGAGCCCAAAUGA